Messenger RNA from Penicillium taxi, 1113 nucleotides. Its product is annotated as alkene reductase. The record is from RefSeq and is a predicted model, not a curated record. NCBI's taxonomy places the organism in Eukaryota, Fungi, Ascomycota, Eurotiomycetes, Eurotiales, Aspergillaceae. The transcript has a single exon. The coding region runs from base 1 to 1113 and encodes 370 amino acids. Gene Ontology annotation, molecular function: NADPH dehydrogenase activity; FMN binding.
AUGACCAAGCUUUUCGAACCUCUCCGUGUCGGACGCGUCGAGCUCAAGAACCGUAUUGUUCUGGCCCCAUUGACCCGGUUCCGCAACGAUGAUGAGCACAUCCCACUGCCCUUUGUAAAGGAGUACUACGCCCAGCGCGGCUCAUCACCGGGCACCCUCCUCAUCUCUGAAGCCGCACUGAUCACUCCCCGCGCCGGAGGAUACGCCAACGUUCCAAUAAUCCACAACGAUGCCCAGAUCGCUGCGUGGAAGGAAGUCACCAACGCCGUACACGCUAAGGGUUCUUACAUCUAUAUGCAACUAUGGGCCUUGGGCCGUGCUGCCAACCCCGAGCAGCUGAAGAAGGAAGGCGAUUUCGACGUCGUAUCCAGCAGCGCAACCCCUAUAUCUUCCGACAGCCCUGUCCCGCGUGCCCUGACCGAGACCGAGAUCGAAGAGUGGAUCGCUGACUACGCACAGGCCGCGCGCAAUGCCAUCGCUGCCGGCUUUGACGGUGUUGAAAUCCACGGCGCGAACGGAUAUCUGAUUGAUCAGUUCAUCCAGGAUACAUGCAACAAGCGCACUGAUCGCUGGGGCGGCAGUGUUGAAAACCGCUCCCGCUUUGCGCUCGAGGUUACUCGCGCCGUUGUUGAGGCUGUCGGUGCCGACCGUACUAGUAUCCGCCUGAGUCCCUUCAGUCCCUUCCAGGGCAUGAAGAUGGAAGACCCCUACCCGACUUUCACAUACUUGGCAGAGGAGUUGAGCAAGUUCAAGCUUGCCUACACACAUCUUGUUGAGCCGCGUGUUGCCGGUUUUGACAUUAUUGAGACCCCCAACUCCCUGGACUUCUUCUUGAAGGCCUACAAGAAAGCCAGCCCUGUUAUUUUCGCUGGCGGAUUCAGUUCUGACUCGGCGCGCGAGGCUGUUGAUAAGCAGUACAGUGAGUAUGAUACUCUCGUUGCCUUUGGUCGGGCUUACAUUUCCAACCCCGAUCUGCCAUUCCGCGUCCAGGAGAACGUGAAAUUCCUUGACUAUGACCGUAAUACUUUCUACCUUCCCAAGGACCCCAAGGGAUAUACCGAUUAUGAGUUCAGUGAUGAGUUCAAGGCCAAGUUUGUUGCUGUUGCCGCCUGA